CAACAACCCAAGAUGUCUGCCUUCUUGUACGCUCUACAUCGGGAGCUCUUUUGCUUGAAUGUUGAUGAUUAUGAGGUUCAAAAUGGACGGCAAUUGAAACAGAUUGCAUCUGAAUGUUGUGGGGUAAGUCUUAUUCAAUCUUUGUCCAUAAUCUCUUGCCGAAAUGCAAUAAAAAAACAUCAAAUUCUGUUUCCAUUAUUACGGAGGUGCACGGAGUUAAGCUUAUGCUUUAAGACUGAAUCCAUCAGGAAAUUGAGUAAUAUUAAUUUUAAGUGGACAAAAGCCUUGUACCAGAAUGAUUUAAAGCAUAUUGCAUUCUUUUUCACAUUUUUCAAGGGCUAAAGAUGUAAUUAGUCAUCUGUAGUAACCCCAAACUAAAUUAAUUUUCCCAUGGGAGCCCGAGAAAAUUAAUGUCAAAUUUCACAAAAUUACAUCUUACACAUGAAAUUUUUAGAAUUUUACCUUUGUUUUCACAAAUCUUGCAUGUGAAUUUUGACAUUAAUUUUCUCGGACUCCCAUGAUAAAUUUUCUUUGGUGUUAUUACAGAUGACAAAUUACAUCGUUAGCCCUUGAAAAAUGGAAAAAAACAAUGUAAUAUUCUUUAAAUUUUUCUGGUACAAGGUUUUUGUCCACUAAAAAUAUUGAUCUUUGUGUAUGCAAGUCUUCAGAUAUCACGACAAUCUUUGUUAAAGUGUUAAACCUUUCAAAUUGACAUCAAAUAUUAUAAGGUAGCUGUGGACUUCAGGGUAAAGUAAUAGCGUUUAGCCAGAUUUUAUUAAAUGAUUCAGCAAACUGUUGCUGUCUUCUUUUUAAGCAUAUACGUCGGAAGCAUAAUCUUGAAAUAUCCUAGAAAAAUAUAUGUAUUAAAAAUUUUAUCUAUUAGUUGUUUCUGAUGAAGUGUUAUUACAUUCAUUUUCAUCCACUCAAAACCAACUGCAACCCUUGUACCUGGCUGAUGAUAAAUUAUUUUUACAGUUUUGUGGGAACGUGUACAAAGUAAUGUCACUGGUCAAGUCACCAGAAAGUCAUCUUGCCCAAACCCCGGAGGUAAUUUGAGCUCUGACAGAUCAGAUACACUGCCUCUUAACCUAGAAAAACGUUUUAAAGAAAUGCACAUAACACAUUUUAAAUAAAGUGUACUUCUUUUUCUCUGAGGCUGAAAAUAGGAGGAAGAGUAAAAAGACAGUGCCUGUGCAGCUGUAUGGGUCCACAGCUUUUGACGACAUACAGUCAAACCACAAUAAUAAAGACACUGAGGAGGCCAUAGAAAGUGUCCUUUUUAAUGGGGUGUCCUUAUUAAGCGGGUUGGAUUUAGAAAAAUGUAACAGUGACAAAGCAAACUGUCCAUAAUAGUGAAGUGUCCAUAUUAAGUGGGUGUCUAUAAAGUGGUGUUUGACGGUAACUUUAUGAUCAUUGUUUGGUCAAGAUGACUUUAAUGUGACUUGGCUAUAAAUAUUUAUUAAAUGGCAGGGCAUACCAGUGGAAAAACUGUUUGUCAUUCACAAUGGCCAUGUCAUCGCAGAUAGCAGUAAAGUUCACCUUCAAGCUGGAGAUGUUUGUUACACAGCUCUGCAUCUCCCUGGUGGGAAAGGAGGGUUCGGAUCCAUGCUGCGGGCACUUGGUGCACAGAUAGAGAAGACAACAAACAGAGAAGCUUGCAGGGACUUGAGUGGGAGACGAAUGAGGGAUAUCAACGAUGAGAAAAAGUAGGAAUCCAGAGCCCAGUGGCCCUGGCGUCUAACUUUUGCCCUCAGGCGACUAGAAAAUCUCAGAUUUUUCGUACAGAUCAUAUGCUGGGCACCCUAUAUUUUACAGUUUCAGUGCACUUUUCCUUACAGCACAGCCUUGAAAUCUUUCAGCUGAUUUUUUUAAAUUUAAACAAAGGUCUCUACACAUAUCAUACUACCAUAACAGUAUGUUGCUUCCCACUGUAGCCAGAAAUGGCAACUGAGAAAACAUUGAUCUUGUUACCUUUAGUAUUUGUGACCACUUUCUUUCUUUUGGGAGUUCAUGACAACUGACCAAACUUUUUAUUGUUUUAUUGUUUUUACGUGUUUAUAUUAAGAGUAAAACCCCCUGUUACUUUUUAAUAGUAUUAGGAGACUUUUGUGGGAGUCGUUACUUUGGGGAUUCGUUUCUUUUCUGGGAUUUGGAUAGGAUUCUUCAAUAUUUUUACUCUCCCUUUGGCUUGGACUUGUAAGAGAUGUUUUUCAUGAUCUUUUGCUCAGGGAAUUUUUUCUUUGAUCUUUAUAUCUUUUAGAAUAGCUGAGUGGGUUUCUAAACAAGCUGAGAGGGAGCGUGAAAAAGAAAGACAAAAACAACUGCGGAUGGAGAGAAAGAGACAAACGCCUAAACAUACAUUUGAUGAUGCAACAUAUACACAACACAUCCAGGAAACUUGUGAACGAAUUGAAGAUGCCUUGCAGCAAGGUAAAACAUUUUCAUAUUUUCACAUUUGCUGCAGCUGUUGUUCUCUAUCCUUUAUCAAUAAAAAAUUGUCUUUUGGGAACCACCAACAGCCUUUAUGUUACUGCCCCUUGGUAACGAUCAGAAUCAAUACCCAUCCAUUCCUUCCGUCCACCCAUCAAUUCUUCUAUCUGUCUCUUCUUGUUCUGCUGAUUCUCAAAGCAAGGCUGUGGCCCCAGGCGACUAGAAGAUCUUAGUUUUUCCAUAGAAAUAUCAAGCUGAGCACCCUGGAUUUCACAGGUUCAAGGCACUGGGCUCCCUUUGAGUUUUCUUAGAGCACACCCUUGUCAAAGAGCCCUGGAACAUAAUAAAGUGAGUAAACUAUUUGCACAGGUCUUAAAGCUGCAGGAAGUUCAGCAUCAACAAGCACUUCAACAUCCUCCGAGAAAACAGCAGUCAAACGUGUCCUUGCUGAUGAACCAUCAACUUCAAGUGGAAGCAAGAAAAGCAGGAUGUUGUGAGUUUCCAUUCAUGUAUCUUUUACAAUCUUUGUCUGCCUAAAAGCGUUGGCAAUAAAUUUACUAGACACUUUAUUAUUUUUAACUAUCCCAUCUCUGUUUACAAAAAAGUCUUUUUUCUCAAUGCUCAUAUGUAAGAUCUUCUUUGGAAUUUUUGGUAGAAUGGCCAGCUUGUGUAGCAGUGCAGUAAUAAUUAUUGUAUGACAGGCUGGUGGUUAGGUUAGGUUAGGUUUGCAAGAAAAAAUGUCCUUUAGACCAGGGCAAUCACUAAGAGCUUGGGACCAGGGAUUUUCCCAGCUUCUACAGUGUUGUCAUUAAGAUUUAAUAAUGUAAGUAGCCAGGCUCUUGCGAAAAGUAACAGGUUAUUUAUCGCUUAAAGUCUUCUAUGUUUGUAAUGCUUGACUUAUUUAGAAACUUUGAGUGGCCGGUUGAUUUUACUACAGUAGCCUACUAAAAAGGCGGCUACUGGCUACAAAUGACAGCCCUGCUUCUAUGAGCAUUACCUCCAGCUACUUCCAUAGGAAACAAAAGGGAAAUAGAACCUAAUUAAGUAGACCUGAAAUCUUAGUGACAACCCUAUUAAAGUGAUUUGAUGAAGUGUUCAGUAAUAUGGCAAGCUGGGAAUGUGGGAGAGCACUUGGGAGGCUGGGAGGUGUUAGUGAUUUGGAACACUACCCUUUUAAAAACUACCAUAAUGUUUACAGGACUAAACAAUUUUUUGCUUCUUACUGACUAAGUGCAGUUUUUUUUUGUUGUUGUUGACUGACUUAGUACAGCUAUACCACGCAAUUGGUGCCUCUCUCAAUAAGUUGUAUGACAAUAACAGGGAAACCUUUUUUGUCAUUAAGGUACUCAGGAAUGCUAAUAAAAUGUUAACUGUUUGUUUUGAACCAAAAUCUUAAGACUAUAUUAUUAUAAUCCUUUUAGCAACUGCUUGUAAAACUGCCGUAAAAAGUACACCCAAUAGUUGUGACUGUCAUUGUUCACAUUCAUAGGUACCAAACCAUUUUUAAAGUUUCUGUCAUUUAUUGAAACUUUAGAAGAACCGUUUUUUGUCAUGUUUUUGUCCAGGUUAGGAAUGGAUGAUCUUGACAGCGAUGAAGAUGAUGACGUGUUAGUUACUUCAAGAGAUGAAAGUAAAGAUAUUCCUGCAUUGUGUACUUCAACUACUACAUCAUGUACCAGCACCCAUGUUGAACCCUCAACAUCAUAUAACAAUUUUGAAAACAGACAUUGCAUGGAGACUGGAGCAGAGGAAAUUGUGGGAGAGAAUGAGUUGGAAGGAGAAACCAAAGAUCAAACAAAAGAUUUCCAGGAAAAAGACUCUGAUUCACCGCUAGAAAAAAUAAACCAAGGAGGAGGGCCAAGAGAAGAUAGAGUUAGUGAAAAGGACAAGGUUCCCGACAUACAGCCUGCAGAAAAGGUGAGUGAAGUAAAAGUGUAACAUGUUGUAGUUCACAUUAAAAUAUUAUUCUGAGUGUAAUGCAUUAUCAUCAAAAUGGCAAGCAAGAAAGGAAAACAGUGUGUCGUAACCCAGGAUUGAUUUUGUGUAUGACUGUCAUCAGGGUUGUCAAAAGUAGCCGGCUGCCGGUGAAAAUUCCCGCCUAUUUGGUUAGUAUCGGCCAGCUACUCUGCUUGGCAUUUCUUUAUGGAUGGCGUUUUUUAAAUUAAAUAUCCCUGGACUAGCCGCUUACUUUGACUACUCAGCCAUCUACUUCAAAACUUUCUGACAACCCUGCUAUUAUACACUAUACAUUGCAUGAUACCAGGAGGAAACAUAAGAACAGUGAAGUAACUUUUCUUCUUGUAGGUUAAGCUUUGUCUGGAUGACUACACUUCAGCAGAGCAACUUGAAUCAGUAGGAAUGCAAUGUCUUAAGGAGGAGCUGAUGACAAGGGGGCUCAAAUGUGGUGGGACAUUACAGCAAAGAGCUCAGCGGCUGUUUGCUACCAAAGGUGUUCCUCUGGACCAGCUGGAUCCUUCAUUCUUUGCUAAACCAACAGGGAACAAGAAAUCAAAUGGAAAGAAGAAGUAAAGGAGUCCUUCACCUCUAGAAUUUUGAUUUUCCAGUCUAAGCAAACAGGCUCAGUGUUGAAGUUAUGAAAACACUACUUGCCAUCCUAUGAUUGAAUAGUUUAUCAUUCUGAGAAUUGGUACCUACAAUAAGUUGCCACAACUUAAGAUGAAGAUUUUGGGAUGAGUUUAACUGAGUGCAAGCUUUGUGUACUCAAGCUUUUACAGUUCUGCUUUCUUCUAUUUCUUUCUUUUUCUUUCACAUGCCUAGAGAAAGUUGUUCAUUACAUUGUAUUUUUUCUUAGAUUUUAUUGUCUCUUCUCUUUUUUAAAAAAGUAAAUGAGCUGUACAUGUACCUGGAGUCAACAAUAAUUAUUAUUAUAAACAUUGAACCAUGAACAAUGUUUUAUUUCAGGUUAAAUGCGACAAC
Porites lobata is the source of this 5367-nucleotide messenger RNA. The record is from the annotation of a GenBank genome assembly. Lineage: Eukaryota; Metazoa; Cnidaria; Anthozoa; Scleractinia; Poritidae.